AUGGACAGCACCCAAGAUGAUGACAUGUAUCUCUUCGACUCGAGCCUUGGUCAGACGCCGGCAGCUUUCCCUAGCCAGGCAUUCGAUGACUUUCUUGCUGGAGGGACGCCACGACCAAGUGGUAGCUCAUCCGCCGCUUUCAUAAAUCCAGAGGAUUUUGUCCCCAAGCCAUCGUCUACCACAAAUACUUCAAGUGCAAUACUGAAGCAGGAGAAGGGCAUCACCCAUUCGGGAUCCGCUUCCUCGAGCGCGGACUCAUUGACUAAUGCGAAUAGCGUACGCCCUCAAAAGACGUCAACCACAAGCACAUUAAGUGAUGUUGGACGAUCAAGCAAUUGGCAAAGUGGUAUAAAUGGACUCACAAUGCCGUCGGGCGACGAGCUGUUUAACACUACAGGGCUGACGGGCUUGGAAGACUACGAAGUGAGCAAUCAACAGAUGGCGUCUGAUUUUGACUUUGAUACAGCGGCCAGCACUCCCAGUGGCUUUGCAAAUUCAAGCCUGUCCCCUACAAGGCAUUCUGCUGGGUUGGCUUCUUUUCGAACUUCCGUAAGCUUCAGUUCUCUAGCACAGCUGAGGAAUGCAUCUCCUCGAUUGCCCGCGCAAGGCCAAUUCUACCUCGGCACGUCCCGUGAGACAUCACCUAUGAAUACCAUGCUUCCACCAUCUAGCCAAUCACCAUGGGCUAAGAACUCUCCUUCGUCUGGCUUGGAAGAGACGUUUAACGGCAUUACGAUGAAUGGAGAUUCACCAGGAAACGCAACAUUUUCGCCAAAUCUUCAAUUCACAGCCAACAGUCUGAGUUUCGAUCCACCAGACUCAAGUGCCACUCCGUCGACCUUCAACAAAGACAUAUCCUCUCCCCCGUGUACUGCUAAUUCCGCUGAAAGCAUGCCAUCACUGACGGUAUAUCCUACCUCUCUAAAAUCGCGUGUGGAAACUCAAAUACCGAUCAAGAUGACGCUAGCACCACUGCCAACCGGCGUGACAAAGUUGAGACUUCCCGCUUACACUGUUUCUAAGCCGAAGUUUCUGGCUAAGCCAGAGGCCGAGCGUGCUCCCGAGAUUCUGGAACUGUAUACUUCGCUGGUUUGUACCAGUGCUAUGCAAGACCCAACGAGGCUCCAGCGAGCUUUUGCAAGAGCACGAGGUGAAGAGGUUGCGCCUCUUUCUAAGCCGAGCCCUGCAUCAUCGAUUGACUCACCGUCUUCCAGGGACGACGAGGAGAAGCCAUUGGAAGGUGGAGAAGUCAAAAUAUGCUCUGGAUGCAUACAAAGAGAGAGAAAAAGGGCUUCACGGAAGAAGCAGAAGAAGCCUGAUGAAGAAGAGAUGUUUCAGAAGGACGAGGAGAAGCGUGUAAUUGUUUUUAAUACCAAUGAAGUCAAGGAAUGGGCCGAACCUGCAAAAGAUGCCCCAACUGGAAUCUCUGGAUAUCAAGGUAAUCCUCAAGCACCGCUUCCCAAGGGAGCCAUGCAGGUUGAGCUUCCUAUGCGUAUUGCUUGCUACUGUCGACAUCAGAGCGAGAAACUUGGUUUUCAAGUUAUCUUCACCAUCAAGGACUACCGAGAUAAAGUGGUUGCCCAGGCCAUGACAAAUUCAAUCAUGAUCACAGAUGAUCACAAGACUCACAAUGCUCCUCCACCUAUCCCCACCUCAAAUCCUUCUCUUCCCAACGCAUCUCCGUUACCCGGUGCUGGCGUCUUCUCCACAGGGGGAAUGGACAUGCCUGGAGGCCAAUCGAUGGGUCCGAAAAUGUUCAAGCAGUCACUGUCAACUACAGACUUGCAAGGGUUGCAACGUAAUUUCAACCCUAAUUUUCCCAUGAACCCUUCUCCCAACCCAUUUACGGUACCUUCGGCUAUAUCUUCGAAUACAUCGGCAACUCUCACCCCCCGAAAUCUGUCAAGACCAGCGUCUCCAACAGGGUUCUCUGGUCCUUCCAAACGGCGAAAACAAAGCGGAUCUGGGAAGAUUCCCUCUGGUUUGACCAUGACACGUUUAGAGACUUCACAACCUUAUGGUGGCUCCUCUACUGUUCCAAACACCGCAACAGCGUCUUCAUUCGCUCCAAACUUUAUGAGUGCGACAUCCGAACGCUUUCCUCAUUCAUCAAGGCAGACUGGCUACGACACAAAUCCUCCUACACCCAACAGCAACGACCAUGGUUUCGUGACUGCAGUGAAUAGAUCUUUUAGCAUGGAAAACCUGCCUAGGCAGGCUAUGCUGUCCGCUCCAAGCUCCCGGCAGCCCAGCAGGCCGGGAAGCGCUGGCUCGCACAGAAACAGUUUUGGUGCUGAUCAACAGUUGAGUCAACUCAGUGGCAGCCACCUCUUCGGCAAUCAUUCACGCUGUCCACCUCCACUGAUUCACAAAUUAGUGCCUGCUGAAGGCUCGAUUACUGGAGGCACCGAAGUGACGCUGCUCGGCAACGGAUUUUAUCAGGGGUUAGAGGUCAUGUUUGGUGAUACUGAAGCGACCACGACAACCUUCUGGGGCGACAAAUGUCUCCACUGUAUCACACCUCCUGCCCUGCAGGCGGGCACUGUCGCAGUGGUGUUCAAGCAUGAGCAUCCUGAGUACCCGUCUUUGCAACAACAGCCACAACCCAGACAUAUUGUGUUUACAUAUACUGACCAUCGAGAGGUAGAAAUGUAUCGACUAGCAUUAAAGACGGUGGGCAAGCAAAUGCAACAUCCGACCGAAGAUCCUUACUCCGUCGCACAACAGCUCUUAGGAGGACCAUCUCCAUCAUUUUGGCCCAGCAAUCCAGGAGGCUACGGAGGAAGGAUCAGUCACCGGCCAGGCAGACCGCUUACGCACGGCAUGAAUUUGACCGAGCUCGAGUCUCAAAUGCUCACAUUUCUAGAUUACUUGGACCUUGGAGGAACGGCUAAACCAUCUAUGUUGGACACCAGGAGUCACACUGGCGUCACAUUGCUGCAUCUGGCAUCUUUAGCAGGUCUUACUCGUUUCGUUGCAGGGCUGUUGUCCCGAGGUGCCAAUCCAAAUGCUUCGGACAAGAAUGGCAAUACACCUCUCCAUCUGGCAGCCAUGAACGGCCAUUCCAACAUCAUCCAUCGACUGCGACUUGCUGGCGCGGAUCACAGAAUCAGGAGCAUCCGUGGAGCAGCCUCGAAUAUACGAAGUCGUCGUUCCAGCGCUACCUCUCUAGAAUGGGACUCCGAUUAUGUGUCGGACGACUUCGAAGGUCCUGAAUCCAAUGAUUUGGGCCCUGAUCCAUCCGUGAUGUCGGAACACAGUAUGGACGAGCGCAAAGCGACAACUCUUCCACCAGCGCACUACAUGUCUGCCUGGCGUGACUCGCUAGCAGCGCAAAUCCAGCAGUUCCAUGAAAGCGCCAGUUGGGGAAUGCCAAAUCUCAGUCUACCUGCUCUUCCAAAUUUGCCGGACUAUCAGGCAUAUUUGAUGGUUCGCCGAGUCAGCUCUUUAUUCCCACAUCGGCCGAGCGCAUUGGAGAACUUAGCUGGCCUUGGGCCUGCUUCUCCAACGGCGCCUCCUGCUUACAAUGAACUGUAUCCCAACGAAGCCAGAAGGCUUGAAGACGAUGACAUGAGUAUCAAGAAGUCCUCCGCUGUACAAGCUGCCACUGAGGCAAUACUGGACUGUCAUCUUCAUGCUGUCGAAUCAGCUACUUCCUCUCAAAAGAGCACAAAGAAGGUUGCCACCGAAAAGCAGCUUCGAUCACUGAAAGAUUUAGUGCGAGAGCUUGGCAGGAUUUUUAUCGGCCGAAGUGCCUUGUUUGUGGCGAUCACAUCCGCGUCAACACUGAAUUCAGUCAUCUUCAAAGAAAAGGCCUCCGCACCUGUCACUGGAAAAUUCACCUCGUUAUUCCCGGGCUUGGGAUACGCUGCUGGCUAUAAGAUCCUGCAAAGAGUCUACAAAUACGGCGGCCAGCCCUUUGUGCGCGACUACCUAGCCAAAAACCACGGCGACACUUUCGACUCCACCUUUGGCAAAGGCACAGGAAAGGCGAUCAUGAACGCCACCGCCGGCUCCCUCAUCGGCAUCGGCGAGAUCAUCCUCCUCCCCCUCGACGUGCUGAAGAUCAAACGUCAGACCAACCCGGCCGCCUUCCGUUCGCGCGGCUUCUUCCGCAUCGUCGCCGACGAAGGAAUGGGCCUCUACCGCGGCGCCGGCUGGACCGCCGCCCGCAACGCCCCCGGCUCCUUCGCCCUGUUCGGCGGCUCCGCCUUCGCCAAGGAAAAGAUCUUCCAGCUGCAGGACUACAACGCGGCGAGCUGGUCGCAGAAUUUCGUCGCCUCCAUCUGCGGCGCCUCGGCGUCGUUGAUCGUCAGUGCGCCGCUCGAUGUCAUCAAGACGAGGAUCCAGAAUCGCAAUUUUGACAAUCCCGAGAGUGGGUUUAGGAUCGUGGGGAGCAUGAUGCGCAAUGAGGGGAUCACGAGCUUCUUCAAGGGAUUGACGCCCAAGAUGUUGAUGACGGGGCCGAAGUUGGUGUUCAGCUUCUGGUUGGCGCAGACGCUGAUUCCGGCUUUUGCCACGGUGGUGUGA
Molecule: messenger RNA, 4530 nt
Organism: Endocarpon pusillum Z07020
Lineage: Eukaryota; Fungi; Ascomycota; Eurotiomycetes; Verrucariales; Verrucariaceae
Exons: 4
Coding region: 1-4530 (1509 amino acids)
Cellular component (GO): mitochondrion
Molecular function (GO): guanine nucleotide transmembrane transporter activity; protein binding
Source: RefSeq, a predicted model, not a curated record